Anolis carolinensis (green anole) is the source of this 2747-nucleotide messenger RNA. RefSeq names its product ubiquitin specific peptidase 30 (gene usp30). Gene Ontology annotation, cellular component: cytosol; nucleus. The transcript is spliced from 12 exons. NCBI's taxonomy places the organism in Eukaryota, Metazoa, Chordata, Lepidosauria, Squamata, Anolidae. Gene Ontology annotation, molecular function: cysteine-type deubiquitinase activity. The record is from RefSeq and is a predicted model, not a curated record. Gene Ontology annotation, biological process: protein deubiquitination. The coding region runs from base 83 to 1342 and encodes 419 amino acids.
CUUUUCCCUUCCCCCGGCGGCCGCGGCUGUUUUGGUUCCGCCCUCCAAAGGCGAAGGCCGGAAGAGAAGACGCGCCAGGGGGAUGCCGGGCUGGGCGCUGCUGGGAGGAGUGGCGGCCGCUCUCCUUGCCGGCCUCUACGUCCUGUGGGGCCCCACUGCCGAGAGGAAGAAGCGCCAGAGCGGGCUGGUGCCCGGCCUGCUCAACCUGGGCAACACCUGCUUCCUGAACGCCCUGCUCCAAGGCCUGGCCGCAUGCCCCGCCUUCCUCCAAUGGCUGCAAGGCCACGCCCCCGGACACGCCCACGACCGGACACGCCCACUCUCGGACGCCUUGCUCCGCCUCCUCCAAGCUCUGUCGGGCGCAGAGGCCACGGAGGAGUCCCUGCUAGACGCCAGCGGCUUGUUGGAGGCCCUGCGGAGCCACCGCUGGAACAUCUCCUCCUUCGAAGAGCAGGACGCCCACGAGCUCUUCCACAUCCUGACGGCCUCGUUGGAAGACGAGCGGGAUUCUCGCCCCCGUCCCCGUGUGGCGCCCCUCUUUGACCUCCAGGCCCUGCAGGAGCCCCAAACGCCCCCCAAGCAGAUCCUCUGCAGGACGCAAGGUUCCCCGCAGGCUUCCUGGCGGCGGCAGCACCCUUUCCAUGGCCGGUUGGCCAGCAACAUGGUCUGCAAGCGCUGCGGGCAUCAGAGUCCGCUCAGGUACGACACCUUUGACAGCCUCUCCCUCAGCAUCCCGGCCACCGUAUGGGGUGGCCCGGUGACGCUGGAGCAAUGCCUCCGCCACUUUGUCUCCUCCGAGUCGGUCUCGGGUGUCGAGUGCGAGUCCUGCAACAAGGUCGGAGGGCCAGGGAAGGAGGAAGGCGGGCGCAGCACUUUUGUGAAGCAGCUCCGGCUGGGAAAGCUCCCGGGGUGCCUGUGCCUCCACCUGCAGCGGCUGAGCUGGUCCGGGCGGGGGGGCCGUGCCCUCAAGCGCCAGGAGCGCGUCCUCUUCGGGGAGACCCUCGCCCUACGACCCUUCCGACACACACCCCACCGACACGCAGAAGCUGAUCCGCCAUUGGACGGCAAGGCCGCUUUGGCCAACGGCGCCUGCCCCGCCCCUCCCUCCGCCCUACCUGACCACAGCUCCGGGUCCUGCAGCUACCGCUUGAUGGCAGUGGUGGUGCACCACGGGGACAUGCACUCGGGGCACUUUGUGACCUUCCGCCGCUCCCCGACCUCCCCCCACUGGCUCUGGGCCUCGGACGACGUGGUGCGGAGGAGCUCCUUGCAGGAAGUCCUGGCCUCCAGCGCCUACCUCCUCUUCUACGAACGCAUCCAGGACACAACGACAACGACCUGAGGCCUCCCUCCGACUCACACGCUCCUCCUCCCGCAAGAGGGACCGACCGGGACAGAGUCCGGAGUCUUUGAAGAAGCGCCCCCCACUUUCCGGGCACCUUCGAUCCUCCUCUAAGUGCCUUGACCUCUGCCGUCCGUCGAGAAGGUCAAUCAAUCGAGGGUUGAUCUGGGGCAAUCAAGAGACAAUUGACAUUUUAUGUGAGGACAAUUGAGAGAGUCAAUUGCAAAUCAGUCGAGGGCCAAUUGGGAAAAUUAGUGGAGAAGGUCGAGAGGUCAAAAGCCAAUCGAGGGGCUGAUUCAGGGUCGAUCGAGGGGUCAGUCGAGAGGUUGAAUCAGGGUCCGUCAAGAAUCAACAAGGUCAGUUGAGAGGUUGACUGAAGGCCAAUCAAAGGGUCCAUUGAGGUCCAUCAAAGGUCAACUGAAGGGUUCAUCAAGGGGUUGGUUCAGGGUCCAUCUAGGGGUUGACUCGGGGUCAGUUGAGGGGUCCGUCGAGGGCCAAUAGACAAGGCCCGUUGAGAGGUUGAUUGGGGGCCAAUUGAAGGGUUGAUUGAGGGUAAUUAAAAGGUCAACAGAAGCAUCCAUCGAGGGGUUAGUUCAGGGUUCAUCAAGGAGUCAAUUGAGAAUCAGUUGAGGGCCAAUUGAGGGGUCCAUCUAGGGGUCGAUUCAGGGUUAUUUGGGUUCAUUGUGGGCCAAUCAUGGUUGAGGUUGAUUCGGGGUCCAUUGAGAGAGUGAAUCGAGGGGUUGAUUCAGGAUCCAUCAAGGGCCAAUUGAGGGGUCAAUUGAGAAUCAGUUGAGGGCCAAUUGGGGGGUCCAUCGAAGGUCAACUGAGGGGUCAAUUCAGGGUCAAUUCAGGGGUCCAUUGAUGGCCAAUCAACAAGGUCAGUUGAGAGGUUGAUUGAGGAUCAAUUGAGGGGUCAAUCAAGAAUCAUUUGAUUUUGUCGAAGGUCAACUGAAGGGCUUAUCAAGGGAUCGGUUCAGGGUUCAUUGAGGGCCAAUCGAGGGGUCGGUUGAAAAGUCCAUCAAAGGUCAACUGAGGGGUCAAUUGAGGGCAGUUGGGUAGGUUGAGAGUUUGAUUGCGGGUCCAUUGUGGGGGUCAAUCAAGAAUUAAUCGAGGGGUCAAUUAAGGAGGCCAUUGAACUCGACUGAGGGGUUCAUCGGAGAGGGUCCAUUGUGGUGGUCCAUCGUCCCCUUCUAGUAGAACGCUCUCGUAUUAUUAAUACAAAUAUACAUCCUUUUCAUAUAUCAUAUAUAUAUCUCCUUUAUUAUGAAUACAGGUAAUGAAUUAAUCAAGGGGUCAAUCAAGGAGGCCAUUGGGAGGAUUGUCAAGGAUUUCAACGCAGAGGGUCCAUCACGGUGGUCCCCCGUCCCCUCUUGUAUUAUUAAUACAAAUAUACAUUAUUUUCAUA